Messenger RNA from Anastrepha obliqua, 1142 nucleotides. RefSeq lists its product as uncharacterized. The coding region runs from base 105 to 1142 and encodes 345 amino acids. NCBI's taxonomy places the organism in Eukaryota, Metazoa, Arthropoda, Insecta, Diptera, Tephritidae. The record is from RefSeq and is a predicted model, not a curated record. The transcript has 3 exons.
CAUUGGAAAAUUCGUAAUAUUUCUCUCAAAACAAGUGAAGGGGUAGUGCAUGGAGUCGGAGCCGUUUUCGAUUAAGUGAUUAAGAUUAUAUUUAAUAAUACAAAAUGAGUCAAGUGGAAGCAGAUGAAAAUAUACCUUCCACAAGCAGUGGAAGGAUUUCGCAAGAAGCAGCAAUUUCCAAAAGCAAUGUUCUCACUGCUGCUGAAAUAAAGCAGCGAUGGAAUUUUGCUAAGGUGAUAAGGAGAUUGGGGACAACAGAGCAGUGCGUCCAAUUUGCCGAGGAUAACGGCCUCAUUCUGCGGUCGAAAUUGUGUAAAAUACAUAAGACACAGAUGUCACUGCAAAUGAGGGGCAACAGCUCACUGGGCAUUUUUCGGUGCAGAAAAUCGUCAUGCCGAAAUAAAUCUGGGGUGUCUAGAGCGAGCGGGACUUGGUUUGAAAAUGCCAAGAUUUCGCUCCCCCAUAUUUUUCACAUCAUGUAUGGGUAUGCACAUCACUGGUCGAAUGCCAUGACGAGAGAAGAAAAUUUCGUCGAGGGCUCCUGCUUGUCUAACGAAACAAUAACUGACUGGUACAGUUAUUGCCGUGAGGCUGUUGUAACAUAUCAGGUUGACAAGCAGGAGUCCAAAGGAAAAAUAGGAGGACCGGGUAAAAUCGUGCAAAUAGACGAAAGCAAAUUCGGCAAAAGAAAAUAUAAUAAAGGGAGAAGAGUGGAAGGCCAUUGGGUUCUCGGUAUGAUAGAGAGCGGCAGCGAAGAUUUAAGGCUGGAGGUAUGUCCGGACAACGUGCGUUCGGCGGAGGUGCUCAUACCUUUGAUUAAAAAGCAUGUUGCGGAAGGCACAACAAUUCACACGGAUGACUGGGAAGCAUACGACUGCCUUCGCGAUCAUGGGUAUGAGCACCUAAAAGUAAACCACAGCGACCCGGACAAUCCGUUUGUGACGAGCGAUAUUAUUCAUACGCAGAGGAUAGUAUCUCAAUGGAGUGUGGUAAAACGGUUCUUUCAAAAGGAUAACUAUAACAAUCCAAGCAACUUCGCGGAUAUUAUUGUAGAGUAUCUUUGGCGCAAGUCAAUAAUUAAAAAUCACGAUGAUCCUUUUGAAAAGCUGAUUGAUGCCAUCAAAUACAGUUACAAACCAUAA